AUGGCAGAGAGAAAAGAGGAUGUGAAACCGAAGACUGAUUCUACUGCACAUCUGAUCGGUGGGUUUAUAGGUGGUCUGACAGCCGCAGUGGCACUACAACCACUGGAUCUGUUAAAGACAAGAAUACAACAACAACCUAAAGGUACUGUGUCAAAGGGUAAUAAUGUUGGUUCAAUGAUUGCAAAAUUGGUGAAGGAAAACCCUUUACAAUUAUGGAGAGGUACGCUACCUUCUGCUUUGCGUACCUCAAUUGGUAGUGGUCUAUACUUAUCAUGUUUAAACUCGAUGAGAACUCAGGUCGCUUUACUUCAUUCGAGAAGAACUGGUGAAAUAAUCCAUACAUCAAGAAGUAGUAAACUGCCUGAAUUGUCGAUGGGUGCAAACUUAGUUACAGGUGCUAUUGCUAGAGGUCUUGUAGGGUAUAUUACAAUGCCGAUCACUAUUAUUAAAGUUCGUUAUGAAUCAACCUUUUAUGAUUAUCAUAGUUUAAAGGAUGCGGUAGUAGAUAUAUAUCGUAUUGAUAAGAUUAGUGGGUUUUUCAAAGGGUUCGGUGCAACUUGUCUUAGAGAUGCUCCUUAUGCAGGGUUAUAUGUCUUAUUAUAUGAAAAGGCUAAAGAUAUAACACCAUUUAUAUUACCUUCAAGAUUAAUUUUAUAUGAGGAUUCCUCUAAGCAUAAUAAAUAUAGUACAUUUACCUCAACUUUAAUUAAUACGACAAGUGCAUUUGUGGCAGCAGGGAUUGCUACAACGAUUACAGCCCCAUUUGAUACAUUGAAGACUCGUAUGCAAUUGGAACCAAAUAAAUUCAGCAAUUUUCUAAUGACUUUUAAUCAUAUGUGGAAAAAUGAAAGUCCAUUAUCAUUAUUUAGUGGAUUAAGUAUGAGACUUACCAGAAAAGCAUUCAGUGCAGGCAUAGCUUGGAGUAUAUAUGAAGAAUUGAUUAAAAGAUUCAUGUAA
Molecule: messenger RNA, 957 nt
Organism: Maudiozyma barnettii
Lineage: Eukaryota; Fungi; Ascomycota; Saccharomycetes; Saccharomycetales; Saccharomycetaceae
Gene: HEM25
Product: Hem25p
Exons: 1
Coding region: 1-957 (318 amino acids)
Biological process (GO): glycine import into mitochondrion
Cellular component (GO): mitochondrial inner membrane; mitochondrion
Molecular function (GO): glycine transmembrane transporter activity
Source: RefSeq, a predicted model, not a curated record